CAAAAUCAGUUAGCGUUGCACAUUUCGGGGUGUUGGUUGUAAUUGUAUGUUCGCAUCGCCGCAUUGGAGUAAUAUUUUAGGUGCACGAUAUUGGCCAGUUGCAGUGACAGAUUAUUGCUAACACAAAUUGACAGCGUGCAUGCCACGAGAAUUAUACAACGGUAGCUUAGUUGAAGUAUCAAAAAAAGAAAAAGAAUCUAUAGAAAAAAUAACUAAUGAAAUUCAAUUAAAUUGAAAAAAAAAAACAAAAAAUUAAAAAUAAUUAAAAAAAAAUUUCGAAAAAAAAUUAUCGAAAAAAAAUUAUCUAAAAAAAUUCAAAAAAAAAAUAUUGAAAAAAAUUAACGAAAAACUUUCGAAAAAAGUUAUCGAAAAAAUUAUCGAAACACUUUCGAAAAAAGUUAUCGAAAAAAAAUUUAACGCAAAAGGAAUUCCUGUAAAAAUUUAUUUUACCUUAAAAAAUCUCCUAAUUAAAAAGCAACUACGGUUAAUUUAGUGAGCGUCAUAAAUCAAAGCUGUACAUACAUAUCUACUGUAGAUAAAAUUUGAAUUUUCUAAGAAAUUUACAAAAUUUCGGCAUAAAAGUAAAAGUGUAAACGUUGCUGGACGCCAACUUGGUAGCCAACGGGAAAACAGCUCUUAACCAUAACUGCCAUAAAUUCAAAAUUCAAAAUAUUUAAGUUCGAGGAUUUGCCGAUAAGACCGAAGAUGUCCCUUUUCGGCGGCAACAGUCACUCCAUUUCCGAGGAAGAGAUCGAUGAAUAUUCCGAUGGCACCGUAAAGCUGCGUAAUUCGAACAUCGAACUGAUGGAUCAAGAUAUUCUCUACCAUCUUGCUCUGGGCAGUGAAAGUCAUGAUUUGCACGAAAUGUUCGGUGAUGUUAAAUUUGUUUGCAUGGGCGGAACACCAAAGCGUAUGGAAAACUUUGCACAUUUCAUUAUGGGUGAAAUUGGUUAUAAAUUACCCGCCGGUACAAAAUUGGAAGACAUCAGCGCCUAUUCAUAUCGUUACUCAAUGUACAAAGUAGGUCCAGUGCUUUGUGUUAGUCACGGCAUGGGAACACCCUCUGUCAGCAUAUUGUUGCACGAAUUGAUCAAACUCAUGUAUCACGCCAAGUGUCAAGACCCCAUAUUUAUACGUAUUGGCACUUGUGGUGGUGUUGGAGUUGAGGGGGGUACUGUUAUCAUCACCGAAGAAGCGCUCGAUAGCCACAUGCGGAAUGCGCACGAAUUUACAAUUUUGGGCAAAACUGUUUUGCGACCUGCCAAAUUGGAUAAGAAACUGGCACGUGAGCUGAAAGCGCUCGCCAGUGAGGAUGAUCCUUAUGACACGAUUAUCGGCAAAACGCUCUGUACAAAUGACUUCUAUGAAGGUCAAGGUCGUUUGGAUGGUGCAUUCUGCGAAUUCACCGAAACCGAUAAAAUGGAGUAUUUGGAGAUGUUGAGCAGCAAAGGUGUGGUCAACAUCGAAAUGGAGAGCACCAUUUUCGCUGCACUUACAUAUCAUGCUGGCAUUAAAGCGGCAGUCGUAUGCGUUGCACUAUUAAAUCGUCUAAAUGGUGAUCAGGUAAACGCACCCAAAGAAGUAAUGCAUGAAUGGCAGAAUCGGCCGCAAACGCUCAUUUCGCGUUACAUAUGCAAAACGUUGGCGCAGAAAGGGCAACUGAAGUCACUCUCCCGAGGCUCAAUAAAGUCGCCACGACGCUUCAAGCUGGUGCAACAAGAAUCACAGGCGCAUGAAUAAGCAUCACAAGUGUUUUAUAAAUAAAAAUAUAUAUAAACGAAUAUAAUUACUUACAUACCUAAAUACUACAUAUAUUGACGAAGAUCAUUUGUUGCCAGUUAACUUGCCAGUCAUAAUGGGCGGUGAAGCGCAACAUACGCAUUAGAUACUAUAUACCAUACAUACCCACAUAUAAACAUACACAAUAUUAAGAUUGAAACAAAAUACAAUUAAUUGCAUAUAGAUGUAUUUAUAAAUAUGUUAACAAGUAAAUUUAAUAAUAACAAAAACAAAAUGUUUAAAGACACUCCAUACGAAACAUUCCAAAAAAAAAAGCAAAGAGAAAAAACGAAACGUUAAAGACCAAAAACUAAUUGUUAGCCAGUGUUGCACAUGCAAUUUUUUUUAAGAAAAUAAAAAACAAUGAAACACAGCAAUUUAUUGUAGAAAAAUCAAUUUGCUGAAACGUUUAAAAUAUCGGAAUUUAUAUAUAUGUAUAGCGGUUUGUUUAAUACACGCUUUAUUGUGAAAGGAAAAUGUAAUUUUACUUUUUUAAUUUUGUAUUUAUGCUUAUUUAAGUUUUUAAGUUAUUUAUUUACGAAAUUAUUUUUAAAGUUUUCGAGUUUUUAAGCAAAUAAAUAAAAUUUCUAAACAAAAGCAAGCAACGAACAUUUUGCAUUAAUUCAAAUGAAGCGAUUGAGACACAUAAAUACCGUUACGAAAAUAGUAAAUGGUCAUGUUUAUGUUUAAAAAUUACAUAUUAUAAAUAUAAAUAAUUAUCUCAAAUAUUUCUUGAAAAAUGUAACCACUCACUUAAACCAGCUUAAUCAGUUACCAUAAGGUGUAAUAUGGAGUUAGAGGGUAUUAAAAAUCCAAUUUUUAAAAAUUUUUUCUUAGAAAAUUUUAAAUUUAUUGAUCCAAAAAUUUACACACAUACUAUGGUAUCCUUUAACUGUAUUUGAAAACUUAGUAUUAGUAAAAAAUAUUUAUUUGAAAAGGAACUACGACGGAUCUCUGCGAGCUACUCUCAAUAUAUACGUUUUGCGGCGACCACUAUAACUCUGAACUGGAUCUUACGGAAUUAAAAAAUAAACAAAGAGAUUUCGUGAAAGUUAUGUUAGAUCUAGUAGUUAAUCGAAGAAGUAAAAAAAAAAAACAAUUUGGCGACUUCUCAAAAAAAAUAUUGAUUUCGGGCUUAAAUUGCUUAUAAAUAAAUAUAUAAUGGGUUGUCAAAAAAGUCUUGCGGUAUUUUCGCUAGUUGGCGCUGAAAGCGCGUAGUUCUAGUUUUAUUCGUCGCAUUGGGGCAUGCUAUACCUUUUUGGAAGGCUCAUAUCACGUGCUAACACGUGUUUGAUUGGUUGUCGUUUCUUUUAAGUCGUUCAUGAGUUAUAGCAUGGAGCAAACAUGGAGCAAAAUAAAGAGAAAAUACGGCAUAUUUUACAGUACUACUACGAUAAAGGCAAAAAUGCAUCUCAAGCCGCCAAUAAAAUUUGUGCAGUUUAUGGACCUGAUACAGUUUCCAUUUCCACCGCACAACGAUGGUUUCAACGUUUUCGUUCUGGUGUAGAGGUGGUCGAAGAUGCGCCACGCUCCGGAAGGCCUGUCGUCGAAAAUUGCGAUAAAAUCGCUGAAUUGGUCGAAAGAGACCGGCAUAGUAGCAGCCGUAGCAUCGGUCAAGAGCUGGGCAUAAGUCAUCAAACCGUUAUAAACCAUUUGAAGAAGCUUGGAGUCACUAAGAAGCUCGAAAGGCGCAAACGGUCGUGGUCGAAAAGCGGUGAAGCGGCCCAGACGGUGGCCAAGCCUGGAUUGACGGCCAGGAGGGGUCUUCUGUGUGGGAUUGGCAGGGAAUAAUCUACUAUGAGCUGCUCCCCUAUGGCCAAACGCUCAAUUCGGACCUGUACGGCCAACAACUGGACCGCUUGAAGGCAGCACUCAUGCAGAAGAGGCCAUCUUUGAUCAACAGGACAAAGCCAGGCCACACACAUCUUUAGUGACGCGCCAGAAGCUCCGGGAGCUCGGAUGGGAGUUUCUUUUGCAUCCACCGUAUAGUCCGGAUCUCGCACAAAGUGAUUACCACCUGUUUCUUUCUAUGGCGGAUGCGCUUGGUAGUCUGAAGUUGACCACAAGAGAGUCCUGUGAAAAUUGGCUCUCCGAGUUUUUUGCCAAUAGAGAAGCGAGCUUCUAUCAAAGGGGCAUUAUGAAGUUGGCAUCUCGUUGGGAACGCGUCAUCGAACAAAACGGCGCAUAUUUAACUUGAAUCGCAUUAUUGUAACCAAUUUUAUGAACAAUUAAAAAUUCAAGCAAGACUGGUUUGACAACCUUAUAUGUAUAUCGAUGACAAAAAAUUAAAAAAAAAAAUACAUAUAUUUAAGAUGGUCGUGCUAAAAUUUGAGACUAAUCGGUUUAGUCGUUUUCAAGUAAUCUUGGUCACCGACUUUAAUAACACUAUUUUGAGAAUAACGUGUUUAAAGUUUGGAAUGCACUUCCAAGCACUCUGCAACGCCUUUCCAAAUUAGCGUGUAACUUCGAAAAUAUACACGGGAACGAAGUGAAAUUUGCUGGGUGUAUUCUUAAAUAUAUGCACAUUAGGGUGAUUCAAAAAAAUUUUUUUUUACUCGAAAAAAUAGGUUCCUAGACACAUCUAAGAAAGCCUCUCCAAGCAUGAGUUCUUAAUUGUAAUAGGAAGGUCCUCCUUCUUACAGUUUUUUUUCUUAUUAUCAGAUUGAAAAAUUUAUAUCUCGCUUCCAACUACUUGAAAAAAUAUCUUGUUCCUUAGAUUUUGUAGGAAAUUGAAUGCUCUACAAAAAAGGUCUUCUAUGAUUUUUUCGUAAACCCAACCGUUUAAAGGAUAUUAAAAAUCAUUAUGAAUGAUGAAACUCAUAGGUUUUUGGAGAGGCUUUCUUAGAGGUGUCUAGGAACCUAUUUUCUGUGUAAAAAAAAAUUUUUUUUUGAAUCAAACUAAUGUACAUUAAGAAAAUGAAAUUAAAAAAAUCAAAUUUUUGAAAAUUUUAACUGUAUAUAACCCGAGCGAGUUUUUCUCAGAUCAGUACUUUCGAAUGUGCUGUAGUGAUUACUCGGAGACAUUUGAUCCGAUUACUAUAUAAUGUUCUGGUAAGAUUUUUUUCUGGUUUCAUCUACGGUGAUCCCAAAAAUCACCUUUUUUAGGCUGCCACACAGAGUGUGUCCCUUAGUUACGUUUCAAAUUAAUCGUGCAUGCUUGUGUGUCUCGCAUAAUAAUUAAAAAAAUUAAAUAAUAAUAUACUUAACUAUAUUUCCAUAGUUGUAUUAAGUCUAUGUAUUUGUUAGCAAGUGGCAAAAGAAUGCACAGCUCGAUUAAUAUUUCUCUAGACGUGUUUAUCAACGGUUUAUCAGCUGUUGGUAUGUGAUUAUAAGCUGCAAUUGCAUAAAAUUUUCACAAGAGAGCAACAAUUUUAUACAAGAGAGUAACACCUCUUCUCAAUGGCAAGUUCCUUGCUAUUCUAAUUGAUUUAUGCGAUUGUUUUUCCGUUUCUCCCGCUCAAAGGUUCUUUUAAUAAUUAUUUCAAGGCGGUGAGCUCGCUUAAUUUUUAUCAAUCUUGCAGAAAUCGGAAAAAAUUUCGAUCUUUUGUUAUUGUUCUAAGUUGAAUUUUUUAUUUUAGCGAGUAUUCUUUUGCCGCUGGUGUACAACUAUGAGAGCUCGAUAUUAUUAUUAUUUAUUUACUUAUUUUUAUUAUUGUUAAUAAUAUUAAUUGAUUUAUGUAUAUAUAAAAGGAAAGCAAAAUUAAAUUAAUUAAAUUAAACUAAUAAUUUACGUCUAUGAAUUUAUAUAGAUAUAUGCAUCAUACACAGAAUAUAUAAUUUUUUGCAAGUUAAAUUUGCAACAACAAUAUAAAAAACAAUAUUUUAAAAUUUAUUUUAUUGUAUUUAUAUUAAAGUAAAUUAAACGAAAUAAUUGUUAAAUAAAAAAAUGUUAUUUUUCAUUUGUUCAAACGAAUUUUCAAGAAAGAAAAACAUAAAAAACUUGUGUGCUUUUUUUAUGCACGUCACUGUAAAAUAGCCUAAAUGAAAGCAAUUCAAAUUAUGCACAGUUCAUAUAAAGUUCUAAAAUAUUUACAAUUAUACAACAUUUGAACAUUUACAAGAUAUAAUUAUGUAAUUGCAAAACAAAAACAAUAGAGUAAAGUGUAAACAAAUAAUAGUAUUAAAUGAAAAUAAU
Molecule: messenger RNA, 5914 nt
Organism: Bactrocera dorsalis (oriental fruit fly)
Lineage: Eukaryota; Metazoa; Arthropoda; Insecta; Diptera; Tephritidae
Product: uridine phosphorylase 1
Exons: 7
Coding region: 706-1740 (344 amino acids)
Biological process (GO): nucleotide catabolic process; uridine catabolic process
Cellular component (GO): cytoplasm; cytosol
Molecular function (GO): uridine phosphorylase activity
Source: RefSeq, a predicted model, not a curated record